Messenger RNA from Cucurbitaria berberidis CBS 394.84, 1037 nucleotides. RefSeq lists its product as uncharacterized. Lineage: Eukaryota; Fungi; Ascomycota; Dothideomycetes; Pleosporales; Cucurbitariaceae. Bases 61 to 543 code for a protein of 160 amino acids. The record is from RefSeq and is a predicted model, not a curated record. The transcript has 3 exons. Gene Ontology annotation, cellular component: cytosolic large ribosomal subunit. Gene Ontology annotation, biological process: cytoplasmic translation. Gene Ontology annotation, molecular function: mRNA binding; structural constituent of ribosome.
GAGAACCUCCAAACCACACCCCACGACUAACACCACAGGUAUUGCGCCAACACCGUCAACAUGCGUACCUACGACGAUAGCUUCAGCGGUCAGAAGAUCUACCCGGGCAAGGGCAAGCUUUACAUCCGUGGUGACAGCAAGAUCUUCCGUUUCCAGAAUGGCAAGACCGAGUCCCUUUUCCUCCAGCGCAAGAACCCUCGCAAGAUCUCGUGGACGACCCUCUACCGAAGGAUGCACAAGAAGGGUAUCUCUGAGGAAAUUGCCAAGAAGCGAACCCGCCGCACAGUCAAGCACCAGCGUGCCAUCGUCGGUGCCUCACUCGACGUGAUCAAGGAGCGCCGUACUCAGCGCCCCGAGGCCCGCGCCGCCGCCCGCAGCGCCGCUAUCAAGGAGGGCAAGGAGGCCAAGGCCGCUGCUGAGUCCAAGAAGAAGGCCGAGAAGGCGAAGUCCGCUUCCAGCGCCGCACGAGGACAGGCCCAGAAGAUCCAGAGCAAGCAGGGUGCCAAGGGCGCAGCACCUAAGGUGCAGGCAAGGACUCGCUAAGCAGAUGGAGCAAUGUGCAUGGUCGGUUUUUCGGGGUGACUCGGUGUUCCUUUACUAUCUCUGGCUUCUCUGAUAACUACGGGAAAAUGGAACGAAUCGGAUGAUGGCUUACAUCUUUCUGGACCGGUGUGCCGGAUCUUUUCAAGCUUAGGGUCUGGCGCCAUAGGGCAAAUGCAAUACCAUGUCCUUACGAAUGUAAAGAGCUCUCCUGACAUGGGUUGUGAGUGCUCUCUAAAGCAACAUGCUGCGGGGCUCGAGACUUAAGCACGCGUUAGCACUGAUGCGAAUGCUCGACACAGCUAACAUAAACUUUACCCUUACACUUCAUCCCUCUCUACAUAGGCACUAAUGACUGACAUGUUGGCUUUGUUAUGUCUCACUCCUCGUACCCAAUAUCUGAACUCUCACAAGCCAUCAUUUCUCAGACGCUACAUCACACCUCCUUGGGAGGGCAUGCCAUCACCGCUCUUGAUCAAUUUGAAGUCAUCGAACAG